Messenger RNA from Brugia malayi, 1845 nucleotides. RefSeq lists its product as uncharacterized. Gene Ontology annotation, molecular function: calcium ion binding; serine-type endopeptidase inhibitor activity. The coding region runs from base 1 to 1845 and encodes 614 amino acids. Lineage: Eukaryota; Metazoa; Nematoda; Chromadorea; Rhabditida; Onchocercidae. The record is from RefSeq and is a predicted model, not a curated record. The transcript is spliced from 13 exons.
AUGAAUCGUUGUGCAUAUGAAACCCAUAGACAAGUCUUUAUACCAAAGGUAUGCUUGUUAGAUGUUCAUCCGGGAUACUGCAAUGACGAUCGGAAAGGCCACUGGUGGUACUACUUCAAUGCAACUGAUGGUGAUUGUCAGAGAUUCUUUUACUAUGGAUGCGGUGGUAAUGAUAAUCGCUUUUAUAGUCACUAUCACUGUGAAAAAAUGUGUGGCGAACGUUUAGCGCUUGAUACUGUAUGCGAUCGCUGUGAUGUUCGUACAUCGAUAUGUAUUAUUCAUUCGAAAUACAAUUACGUAUGUGAAUGUCGGGAAGGAUUUGUCAAAAAUGUUGGCGGUGAAUGUGUUGAUUUAGACGAAUGCCGUAACAGAAAUUCAGUUUGCGAUCGGAAUGCACAGUGCGUGAAUAUGGUUGGCUCGUAUACAUGCAAAUGUAACAUUGGCUAUAACGGUGAUGGGAAAAAAUGCACUUACGUUGGCAUUGGUCGGACAACAACAAACUGUGCAAAGUGCAGUCCAAAUGCAAUCUGCUCGCAGGGUGUUUGCACCUGCAAUAUUGGUUUCAAAGGCGAUGGACUAAACUGCACAGAUAUUGAUGAGUGUUUAUCAUGGCCUAGGGCAUGUCACUAUCAUGCCAAGUGUCAUAAUAUCAAAGGAUCAUAUCAAUGCGAGUGUCGAUCUGGUUAUGCAGCAGCAUGCACGAAUUCAUUCGACCCUCAGUACAGUAAUCAAUGCGGCAUAGGGAAUUGGCGUCCUCAUUACUACUACGAUUAUGAAAAGAAUCGCUGCAGAUCAUUUUGGUAUGAUGGGUGUCCGGGGAAAUCUAUGAAUAUAUUCUCGGAUGCGAACACUUGCCAAGUGUUGUGUGAAAAUUUAACAGAUGAAAAUUUAAGCAAUGAAUUUAACAGACGAGGGAUUUGUUGGGAUGUUCUCGACACUGACCAUCUCAACCGUUGCCGAAAUGGAACCUGGGAACAGCGCUUCUAUUUUAAUAAAUAUAAGAAAAAAUGCGAAAUGUUUUGGUACGGUGGAUGCAGCUCGUACUCCCUCAACAUGUUCAAAGAUUUACGCUUUUGUCAAGGAAUUUGUGAACAUUUGCGACUCUACAUGCCUGGACUGGAAUCUCCUGUCGAAGUGAAACAGAAAAGUCAUCAGCUGACAGAAGCAUUAAGUGUGAAACUGAAUAGCAGUGGUACUACUGAUAAUGUUAUCAAUGAGGAUAUUUGCUGUAUGGCUAAUCAAUGUCAAUCUAACGCCACGUGUUAUUUCAACAAAACGAUACAAAAAUAUUCUUGUAAAUGUAAAGAUGGACAGAAGGACUGCAUCAAGAAAAUCAAUAAAGCAAUGCAGAAUUAUAACGAAUCAGAUCCAUGUUCGAUGAGUGUAUGUAAGAAUGGCACAACAUGUAUUGCUAAAGUUAGAAAAGAUAUAUUAACACAUGAAUGUCACAAUGAAUCAAUUAUUAACAAAACGAAACCAAUCAGAUGUGAUGAAAAAGUGGAAUUAAUAUCCAUUGAUAAAGUUGAAUGGAUUAAACAGCUUAAAGAACUGAAAGAUAAAGAGCUGAAAAUGAAGGAAAUUAAGAAACAAAAUCAUGAAUUAACCAGUGGAAUUAGAAACGGAUCAGAUCAGCAAAUGCUGCAUGAUAGUGAUAAUGAAGACAACAUGACAGAUGUCAACAACACAACAAAUGAAACAAUCCCCACAAAAAACAGUUUGGCAGCGAUCAGUCUCAAUGACACUGCUGCUGGAAUCACAAUCGACACCAACCAUAUCCGACUGUCAACAAUUGGUCUUUUGACAUCUUUGGUCUGGUUUCAAUACCUUUAUCAGGUGGCCACAUAA